Messenger RNA from Porites lobata, 3267 nucleotides. NCBI's taxonomy places the organism in Eukaryota, Metazoa, Cnidaria, Anthozoa, Scleractinia, Poritidae. The record is from the annotation of a GenBank genome assembly.
AUCCCGCCAUCCUGGUCAGCCUCACGAGAUCUCCUUGCCUUGAAAAUGUGGCUUCAAAACAUUCUUAUGUCAGUAGCAUUUAUCGGCCUUUACUGUUCCGUAGAGGGAUUUUGGCUCUGGAACAAACCAACAAAACGCCCAACUUCAGCCAACGACAUUAAGACGCCUCUGAUAAUCGGUAAAUAGUUUGAAUUUUUUUUGUUGCAAUCAUGCCAUAGAAUAAGAAAUCGAAGCCGAAAAAUCCCAGAUCGUGACUAUUAGGGCUUCUAACAAGAACAACAAUAGUUUGAGGUAAUAUCUCACAUGUGUCGUUUGAAUGGCUUAUGUAUUUUACGUGAUUACAUGCAUUAAAAAACAGUUUUUAAAAGCCGGAUAGGUUAUAUAACACUAACUACUCUUUUUCAUACUUGUUACGUAAGGAAGAGGACAACGUACCUAGUCACGUCAUGUUUUACCUUCUAAGCACGUAGCCUUCAGUACGGAUACGGAAGCCCAGGGGGGCCUGGGCUUCGGUACUUCAGCGCUCCCGCCCAGGGAUUGGGCGCUAGAAAAGGCCAGAGUAGAGCAGGGUACAGUAUAGUGGAGAGGAGUAGAGUAGAGUAGAAUAGAGAUUAACGUUUCGCGAAAACAACGACACUGAACGAUAAAAGCUGUUGUAAUGAUGACGGUUUAUUCUGGGAAUCUUUAUAACGUAUAGAAAGAAAACUUAAAACAUUUCCAAUUCGAAAUCGUCACCUCAGAGUAUUAAACUGAGUCGAGCAAUGGUAUAAGAGCUGUACAAGGGGACCCCUAACUAGCACACAGGAAAAUAACACUUGUGACUACAGUCAACUACAGGCUGUCUCUAAGACGGACAUCAUUUGGACCGUGCGGCACUUGGUGUCCGUCUUAAAGAGAGUGAAAAAAGAGAGUAAAGAAACGGGCAGGGACCAGCUCUAGGUGUUCGUUUUACAGAGCUGUCGGGCCGUCUUAAAAAGGCGAUUAUAUUCCAUACUUUGUUCAUUCCUAAAUAGUGCCUGGCACAGGAGGAAGUCAACUGCAAGCGAAGCUCAACAAACCAAUAGCUCCUCACUGGUACUGUAGCAAGAAAACUGAUGAUUACUACACAUUGUGGCUGAGAAAAAGCUCCCUACUACCUGGAGCUAUUGACUGCUUUGCUGAUAACAUGAGGUGAGCAGAUAGUACUCAGAACUGAAUAUUAUUGUUUUGACUUUCCGAAGCAUAAAAGACCUUUAUCAGACUAAGAAGAAUGCGUCGUUUCCCUUGAAACUAAUUGCUCCUGGGAUCACAAGAAAGCGUCGAAAAUCUCCACCAAUCUGUGAGGGAAGAAAUUUGACCAUAAGCAGGCUAAGAAACUUUUAAGCUUAAAAUGCAAUGGAAAUUUAACGCUUUGGGACAGGAAUUGUAGGAAAAAAUAAAAAAAACCCUUUAAAAUUAAAUACAAUCUUCAGGUGGUUCGACAAAAAUCUGCAGCUACUUUCCAAUGUAUUUAUCUGUUUUGCCUUUUACCAAACGCUAUAGACUUGAGUACGACGAAAGUACAAAGACAAUGAAAAACUCGCCUGGCGUGGAGACGAGAGUUCCCGGAUUUGGAAAUACUGAUACGAUAGAACACCUGGAUACUGACAAGUUGGUACCGUAUUUUGCGCCAAUGGUAGACGCUCUGGUUUCUUGGGGAUACGAAAGAGGAGUAACUGUCAGGGCAGCUCCGUAUGACUUCAGAUAUGGACCUGGUUAGUCUCCCCCUCUAUUAUAAAAGCAAAAGAGGAGAAGCCAUGAUUUAAGGUCUCCCUGACAUGAAGUGAUUAGGACCUUGAUACAUGCUCUUUUGACAUCAUCACUUCACUUCUUUUCAUCAGAAAAGAUUUUUGCACCUUCCUCAUGAGUUUGAAGAAAUGCUGGAAAGAUCAGCUGACUUCCGGUUUAUUCUCUUGCAGAAUCACAAUCAGGAUAUUUUACAAACCUGAAGAAACUUAUCGAGGAUACUUACUCAGCAAACGGCUACAAAAGAAUUACUCUGAUGAGUCACAGCUUAGGAUGUCCUUACAGCUUGGUUUUCCUGAACAAGCAAACGAAAGAAUGGAAGGACAAAUAUCUUCUCCAGUGGAUUACCCUCUCCGGUCAGUAGAAAACAGCUAAGAAGUGGUCAAUCAUAAGACAAUCAUAUGAAGCCUUCAAAGUUUUCGUCCUAAAAAUAUUUCUCUAAGAAGAUCCCGGAAAAGCUGAUCAAGGUCUUUUUUAUUAGUCAACAAAAAAUCGGAAAAGGCGUUAUUUUAUCGUGAUGCUAUGUGUUAUCUUUAGGGAAAAAUGCAUUAAGUUCACUGAAUUGCAGAACUAACGGCGACCAACUUCUGAAUCAUCGAUUCGCAUAUUUUCGCACCAAAAUUUCUUCACAGUAAUUUGUAAAUCAAAUCAAAGUUUAAGUAAAGAAACAGUACAUCUUAAUGUACGAACUAUUUUUAAAUAUAUUUAACUUCAUCCGCUAUAGGAGUCUGGGGCGGCACGGCAGAGCAGAUUAGUCUGUACUCCUCAGGAAAUACGCUUGGUAUCCCACACUUCCUUGUAAACCCGCUGUCCGUCAGAGGUGAACAACGUACUUGCACAAGCAACACCUACUUGCUUCCGAGCCGCGAGCUGUGGUCAUCCGCAGAAAUUUUAGCCAAAACACCGGAACGUAGUUACACUGUGAAUGACUAUGAUGAGUUCUUUAAAGAUAUUGGCUUCCCUCUUGGUAUAACACUGCAAAACCUUGUAGAAAACAUCACUUAUCCGCUAACUGCGCAUGCUCCAAAUGUGACGGUUCACUGUUUAUACGGUAUUGGCGUGAAGACCGCUGAGAGUUUCACGUUUGGUGAAGGACAGUUCCCGGAUACUCAACCUCAGGUGACUUAUGGGGACGGAGAUGGUACAGUUAAUAUACGCAGCUUAGAAGCCUGCAAUAAGUGGAACCAGCGGCAGGCUUACAAUGUUACUCUCAAGCAAUAUCCCUCUGUGAAUCACAAUGGGAUUUUGAGUAACGAAAAUGCGCAUAAUUAUGUCAAGACUCUGUUGUUCUGAGAAUAUACAUCUAAAAAGAAACGUUUAGCUGAAACAGGGAAGUUUGUAAAAAGAAGUGAGAUCUAAUGGAACACCCAUGAGUCACAAAGAAAUAAGCUUUAUUUGUACCACACCUUAUUUUUGAAGAACAGUAAACUGAAACUGUUUAAGGGUUUUUAAAGUGAAAGACUCCUGAUUAAGAGAGGCGGUCGUUUAAGUUAUCUUGAUCGG